AUGGAGCAAUGGCUUACCAAUUUGCAAGCAGUUGUCGAUGCGUUAUCCGAAGAUAUAGCCGCACCAAUUGCUGAUAUAAUAGCAGUACAAGAAGAAGAAGAAGAAGAAAACUUACUGAUUAGGAAAUACAUAUAUUUAGAUGACACUGCUAUAGAAGAAAUACGCCAAAAUAUUACUGAGGUAAAAACGGACGUAGCUCAUAUACAGCAGGAACUGCAAGAUCUUAAUGAAAGAGUUGCACUUAUAGCUGUGCCGAUAGUAGAAGAAAAGCCAGUGGCACCAUCGAUACAAGAAAUUGAAUCUAUUGUUGAAGAAAUUAAAGAAAAAAUCGAAGUUACUGGUGUUACAAACUUGGAGCAAUGCUUGGAAGCUGUGAAAAAUGUAGAAGCAACUCACGGCGAAGCCUUGAAUGAUGUUGCCCAACGCGUGAUUGUAUUGGAAUCAGAAUUAAGACAUUUGUUAGAAAAAAUACACAGUAUGCAAGAAACUGACAAGAUAGAUAGCGUUCAGAUUAAGAAUCUUAUUAUGAAAGUGCAAGAAAUGGAAACGGAUACGGAGAAAAUCGGAGAAACAAUGAACAAAUUACUUGAAGAUAAAGAAAACAAAGAAGCGCAUAUUAAAACAUUACUGGAACAAAUUGAAGUUCUAAAAACCGUUAAAGCAAAUAAAGAGGAUCUCGAAGAUGCUUUGGCUGACAAAGCGGAUACUCAAGCUGUGAACAGAAAAGUAUCGCACGAUCAAUUUGAUGCUGCUUGCGAUGGUCUUGCUCGUGGUCUCGAGGAAGCAAUCGACAAAUUGACAAAGCAAGAAUCGAUUUGGCAACAAGCGCUCGAUGAAGUGCAGAAUGAAAUCGCGACCAAGGUGGAUAAAGGCGAGUUAACGCCAUUGAAGGAUUUUGUGGAUGAAAAAUUAAAGUUGCUUCAAGAAAAAUUGAAGAUUAUGGUUGAAGCAAGACGAGAAAUAGAGGCAGCAGGAACGAAGAAGCUGCUUAAAGAUGUUCAAUGUAUAUCGUGCGACAAGGAUGUUGCAAUGAGAACAGAAGAGGUCGGUAAAUUUCGAACCGAGCCAUUUCCUUGCACUAUCAGCAUGAAACCUUAUCUCACAUAUGAGUUGGAUCAAGUUAGAAAACAACAGAAAAAAUUGCCUUACAGCAGAAAUCUGAUCCAAUUUGAGGCAGCAAUGCAAGAAGAGCCAAAGAAAAUGAAAGCGAAGGAGGAGAUUCUCGCGAAGAGUCCCAGAGAUCAUCUCUGUAAUCGAUACUGCGGUGGGAGCCACACAGUCACGACUCCUCAGCAAAGAGUCAUGCGGACGGGUCAUUUUCUUACUCAAUGGGGACCCGAGACGAUACAAUUGACGGAUGGUUUGAUAAAAGGAAAAGACGGUCAAAUAUAUCGCGGUCGACUCUUACCGAGUAAAUUGGAAAUUUGCGGUCCAAGUUGUUGGGAAGGUCAAUUUAUCGAGGAAACUGAACAUUCGGAAUGUUCGACGUCCCGUAAACCUGUACUAUCCCGACAAAAUAGCGCUGGAAAUCGUGUGUAAAUAAUACACAUCACGUUUAGAGAGUUUACAGAGACAGAAGCGGACCAAGUGACAUCUUCACAGGAAAAUGACCGCCACUUAUUCCAACUGAAUCUGAAGAUGAGACUAUCAUAUACGAAACUAAGAAGAUAAAGAAAUAGAAUAAAUAAAA
Messenger RNA from Acromyrmex echinatior (Panamanian leafcutter ant), 1690 nucleotides. RefSeq lists its product as uncharacterized. The record is from RefSeq and is a predicted model, not a curated record. Lineage: Eukaryota; Metazoa; Arthropoda; Insecta; Hymenoptera; Formicidae.